UUCACAAUUGGUAUUUUUUUCAUCCGCAUCGCAGUCUUGCUCAGUUCAGUUCGGUAUUAGUAAAGUCUAUUGAAACUGUAAUUUCGUGUUACAGAAGUUUAUAAAAAUUGAUUAAAAUAUUAAUAAUAAAGAUUUUAUUUAUGGAAAUGAUGUAAAAUGUGAAUAUUGAUAAAAGGAAAUCUAACUUUUGUAAUAAUCCAGCAUGAGGGCUAGAGUGCCACGUUGCCGGUCAUUUUCGACUCGUAUCUUGGCUAUACUACUCUUGGUACUUGGUUUCGGGGCGUACUGCUAUUACUUCAGUUCUCCUUCAUUCAACAAAACAAGUAACAGCAUAACUAGCGGGGAGGACAUCGAUCUCAAAGCGCCACCGCCAUUUUUCCACGAACCCAUCCGACAAGAGAAGGCUAAUCUAGAACAAUGUCCUGUAUUGAAGGAGAGCGCAGCGGACAUCGACACCGUUUCCAUCUACCCUUCUUUUGAAUUUCAACCAAGCUGGCUGAGAACGAAAGAGUUUUGGGAGCAGUCAUUUGAAGAGCGCUAUGAGAAGAUUCGGAAUGACAACCGUCGCCCGAGAUUAAAGGUAAUUGUCGUGCCUCACUCACACAAUGAUCCAGGUUGGCUCAAGACUUUUGAACAAUACUUUGAAUGGAAAACGAAGAAUAUCAUCAAUAACAUUAUACAAAAGCUCACACAGUACCCAAAUAUGACAUUUAUUUGGACUGAGAUCUCGUUCCUCAACGCUUGGUGGGAGAGGUCACACCCUGUAAAGCAAAAGGCUCUGAAAAAACUUAUAAAGGAAGGUCGACUUGAAAUUACAACAGGCGGUUGGGUGAUGCCAGACGAAGCUUGUACACAUAUCUACGCGUUGGUCGAUCAAUUUAUAGAAGGCCACCAUUGGGUAAAAACUAACUUAGGGAUUAUACCAAAAACGGGCUGGUCUAUUGACCCUUUCGGGCAUGGUCCCACAGUGCCUUACUUACUCGACCAGAGCGGCCUUGAAGGGACCAUCAUUCAAAGGAUUCAUUACGCUUGGAAACAGUGGCUAGCCGAGCGGCAGAUUGAAGAAUUCUAUUGGAUUCCAGGAUGGUCUACUAAGAAACCCUCCAUCGUCGUCCACAAUCUGCCAUUUGACAUCUAUUCAAUUAAAAGCACAUGUGGUCCGCAUCCGUCCGUAUGUCUUAGUUUUGACUUUAGGAAAAUCCCAGGAGAGUAUUCUGAAUACACUUCUAAACAAGAGGAAAUUACCGAGCAAAAUCUUCAUAGUAAAUCGAAAACACUGAUAGAGGAAUAUGAUCGAAUCGGCUCACUCACUCCCCAUAAUGUAGUGCUUGUGCCCCUUGGCGAUGAUUUUAGAUAUGAGUAUGGUGUAGAAUUUGAUGCUCAAUAUACUAAUUACAUGAAAAUGUUUAAUUACAUAAAUAGUCACAAAGAUCUAUUCAACGCUGAUGUCCAAUUCGGUACGCCACAUGAUUACUUCACUGCCAUGAGAGAAAGGCACCAGAUUAUACCAAGUUUAAAAGGUGAUUUCUUUGUGUACUCUGACAUAUUCAGCGAGGGAAAGCCAGCUUACUGGUCAGGAUACUAUACCACACGACCCUAUCUCAAAAUUUUCGCGCGGGAAUUUGAACAUCAACUUCGAACGUCUGAAAUUUUGUUUUCACUCGUCUCCAAUUAUAUAAAACAGUCCAGUGAUAACAAGUUUAUUGCUUCAGAGAAGAAAUUAGAGAAAUCUUACGAACAACUUAUCAUCGCUCGAAGAAAUCUAGGUCUGUUUCAACAUCACGAUGCUAUAACGGGAACCUCUAAAGCUAAUGUUAUGUACGAUUACGGAACUAAAUUGUUUGCCAGCAUAAAUCAUUGUCUUCGGUUGCAAGAGGCAGCCCUCACGGCCAUAAUGAUUCCCGAAGAAUCCCUACAUUCCCAGAGUAUCAUUCAGAGUGAAAUCGAGUGGGAAACUUAUGGAAAACCCGUGAAGAAGUUACAGGUGUCCUUUGUCGAUAAAAAGAAAAUUGUUUUAUUCAAUCCCCUAGCAGAAUCACGUACUGAAGUUAUUACUGUCAGGUCUAAUACUACAAAUGUGAGAGUGUAUGAUACUCACAAGAAAGUAUACGUGCAAUAUCAAAUCACUCCUAAUAUAGAUAUUCGAGAAGACGGUAAACGAGCAAUAAGUGAUACAAAUUUCGACGUGCUUUUUGUUGCCACAUUGCCACCAUUAAGUUCUGUCACAUUCAAUCUUGAAGAGCAUACCAACACGUCACACCGUUGUGAUGUAUUUUGCAAUAGUUGUAACGAGGGGCAGAAGUCUGAUUCCGAAAAACCUUUAUUCGUUACCAAGAAAAUGAUGCCUGGUGAUAUACAGUUAGAAAAUUCGGUACUUUCCUUGUUGAUUAAUCGAAACACUGGUUUCUUGAGGCAGAUAUACAGAAAAGAUAUUAGAAAGAAGAACGUAGUGGAAAUGCAGUUUGGUGCAUAUCAAAGCGCUCAAAGGCACUCUGGAGCCUAUUUGUUUAUGCCUGAUUAUGAUGCGCCAGAGAAAAAUGUGUUGCAUCCAUAUUCCAACUGGAAUAGUUUGCAAGAUGACAACAUAAUAAUAGUGUCAGGUCCAGUAUCAACUGAAAUUACAACUAUGUAUCUACCUUUCUUGGUGCACACUAUCCGAAUAUACAAUGUGGACGAUCCAGCGCUUUCACAUGGUGUUUUCAUAGAAAAUAUAGUAGAUUUUGAAAAUCCUCCUAAAAAUAGAGAAACGGAAUUGUUUAUGAGAAUACAGACGGACAUCCAAAAUGGUGAUAUACCAGAAUUCUAUACUGAUCAGAACGGGUUUCAGUAUCAGAAGAGAGUAAAAGUAGAAAAAUUAGGUAUAGAGGCUAAUUACUACCCCAUAACUACAAUGGCAUGGUUGCAAGAUGAAGAGACGCGACUGACGUUACUGACUAACCAUGCGCAAGGGGCAGCAGCUUUUGAACCUGGACGGUUGGAGGUAAUGUUAGAUCGGAGAACCCUGUACGAUGACUUCAGAGGCAUCGGCGAAGGAGUGGUCGAUAACAAACCCACGGUGUUCCACAACUGGCUCUUACUGGAGCCUAUAGUGAGCCCGAGAACUAAGAGAGAUACGAGUGAAAAGAGCAUCCGUCACGUUAGCGAGAGGCACUUCAGUCCUAAUGAAAAGGAUACAGCGUACCAAUUGCCAUCACAAAUGGCCAGCUAUUUAAGCAAAACGCUGAACUAUCCAGUGAACAUUUAUCUCGUUGAUACCAGCGAGGUAGGGGAAAUAGAGGUGAAGACACAUCAAAUUUUCUUGCAAAAUUUCCCGUCCGGUAUUCACUUGAUGACCUUACGUACAAUAACUGAUGAUAUUCUCGAGCAAUUCCCAAGUUCCGCGUGCUACAUGGUGCUUCAGAGACCUGGAGUUAGUUGUUCCGUAGGAGACACGACCCAGAAGAGGUCUACUGUGUUCACAUCUAAAACUAAAUUCAGUGGUCUAAAUAUUUAUAACUUAACAUCUGUAAGUUUAACUGGCCUAAAGACACACAAAUCUUUAGCUGGAUUACAUGAUAUUGAAAUACAUCCCAUGGAGGUGAAAACAUUUAAAAUUCGAUUCUGAAGACUGUUAGUAUUAGGUUUAAAUGUUUGUAAUUUUAUAUAAUGAUUGAUACUCGCCUAAUUCUGCUCUGGCGAGACUUAUGAUGUGGAUGUGUAUAAAUUUUAAUGAAAAACGGUGCAACAUAAAAAUUUUCUGUUGCGUAUCGCAACAACCUAUUGGUGCACGUUAACGUCAUGCACUUUAAUCGAAUGUUAUUUAUAAAAAUAGUAAUUUUAGUAAUUUAAUGAUGAACUAAAUGAAUAAUUUAUUUAUGAACACCGAUUUCGUGAGUACAUCGUCUGAAAUCUAGUAUAACCUAGAUGAAUCUACCUCAGGACCAAAUGAUAUACCUAUUUGAAUCAAACGAUUCCUUAUAUAUGUUAAUAUUAGUUCAAUAUAAUAUUUAUAGACAGAUUUGAAUAAUUAAAUACGAGGAAAUUAUAUCGGACGCUGCAUAAAACAUUAUUAUGGCGAAGUGAAUUCAUAGCAUUGUGGCUAAGUCUUCGUUUGUGCAAAACUACCGUGACCAUAGUUUCCUACGAAAUGAAUAUUGCUUUGUAUGCUUAUAGAUAGUAAUAUUUUAUACACAUAAAUAAUAUACCCCUUUAGUUGCUUACAAAAAUGAUAUAAUAAUAUCAAAAUCUCACUAAUCUCUUGUCUUUCUCUACUAAAUUAUGAAAUUAAAUAUGCUUUAAUUUCAAAAUAAACAUUAUGUAAAAUAAUGAUAACGCCAAACAAGAUAAUAAUUGCUGACAUAUUUCAUUGCAGGUUAUUUUCUUGAAAUUAUAUUUUGCUUUAUAAAAUUCGUUAUUAAAUUUUGCUAUAAACAAAUAUAUUGUAUGAAAUUAUAGUCCUGUCACACAUAUUUUAAAUUUUCAUUAUUUAUACCUACAAAUUGUGAUUUUUAUUAUGUUAUUUUAUAUUUAGUCUACUGUGAUAAUAUCCCCAUGACACAUUACAUGAAAUUUAGUAUUGCUGCAUUUUAAUGUAUAAUAAAAAUAUUAAACUAAGUAUUAAACUAUCUCUAAAAUUUAUUGAUUUUAGAGUUCGUUUCGGGGUAUGAUGGGACUAAUACUAAAAUGAUAUCUCUAAAAUUAUUACAUAAUGAAAUUUUACGAUCAACCCCAUUACGACGCAUUUAUUUUUUUGGAGAUUAUUAAAAAUUUUGUUCAACCUAGAUUUGUGAUCUUUAAAAUUGACUUUUUCUUAUGAAAUUAUCUUAUUUACCUUUGGUUAUAUAAAUGUGUGUCUAUGUAAAAUCAGCAGUAAGUGUUAUGAACGUAAUUUUAUUCAUAGUCAUUAGAAUUUAAUACAAGAUAAUAUAUGUAGUUGUUAGUGUGCCAAUGGGCCGGCCACACGGAAGAACUGAUAGAAAAGGUUCUCCAGUGGUCACCCCGUAUAAGCAAACGUGUAUAAGGCGACCCUUCACAAGGUGGAUCGAUGAUCUCAAAUAUAUAUGGGGGAAACCUAUAUUCAGUCAGUAGCCGACAAUGAAUGGCUGAAAUUAUGAUGAUUAUAAUAACAUAGUUAUACCCUUUUUUUUUAUCAACCAAUCAAUGUAAUUCACUAACACAGUUCCAUUACCUUAUUUGUGUGUAAUGUUAACAUUUUUUAUUUAUACUCGUAAUUAAAAACACCAUUUAUAAAUGAUGAAAUAAUUAUUAAUUUUCUUUUUUAAAUAUGCUUUUUGUUAAAAUUGAAACAUUGUUAUUCAGUCCACUUAUAAAAUCAAAAGAUUAAUUUUUUUUAAAUCUUUUUUUAAAGGUUUUUAAAAAUAUUUAUUUUUUUUUGUACAGACACGCACUAGUAUGAAUUUGUUUAAAAAAAUCUCUAAUAUUUUAAACGUGACGCUGUUUUGGUUGUGUCUAUUAUGGUACAUGUUUGUUAUUAUUAUUUUUUAAUUUAUUUUCAAUUGAUAUAUUUAAGUUACUUUUAUUUAACAUAAAAAGGUGAAAUGUUCUAAAUUGAGAUUAUAUCUAUAUAAGACAAUUAAAGACACGAAUAAGUGAAUGUAAGAUGUCAUAUUUUUGGACUUUCACUAUUCUACGAAUAGAUUGAAUUGUUAGGAGGUGCUAUGUGCAUACAUAAUAUAUAACUUAUACGUACACUCUAUAUCAAGUUUUAGUGAUGUAAAAUGCACAUAAUACGUACAUCUGAAAAUCCGAAAUUGCGACAUAUCGCCUUCACCUAUUCAUGUAUUCAAUUAUUAGUGUGUACACAUUUUUCUAGUUACCUGAUAAAUCUUAUAUAUCCUCCGCCCGUACUUUACUUUUUAAAGCUAUGCUAAUAAUUUUAAAAAUCCUUUAUUUGUAUAUUUUUUACAAUGUAAUAGGAAGGCUUUUGAAUAUUUCUAUUUGUUGUUAGUAUAAGAGUAAUGUAUUCCAGUUUUGUAUUAAUACCAUACAAUUAUAUUUAUUGCACUACUUAUGAUGUGAUUUGGACUACUCUCGUUAGAGAAAAAAAUAAUUAUUAUAGGACUGUUUUUUUUUAAACCACAUUCUUUUUUUUAAAUAACAUUCUAAAUGUAAAUAAUAAUGACUUUUAAAAUUGGAAAUACGGUUUCUGUUCACGAUUAAAAUCUAACCAACAUAAAAAUGUAUAGAUAAUUAUUUAAAACUACUGAUAUAUAUGUAUAGAUAUAUAGCUAUGGACAAUUAUUAGCUUUCUUAAAUAUUGUUUUUACAUUCGUUACAAAUAUGUCCAUAUUUCACCUUACUGACGGAUGUACUGUUAGAGACAUGUUAUUUCUUUAGAGUUCAUUUUAUACUGUAAGAUUAAUGAGAAAAGUGUCAAAUAGCAAAAAUCUAAGUAAUUUAACAGUUUCAAAUUUUUCUCACUGACGGUUGAAAAUGUUCCCUUAUAAUGGAACUAAAACGUUCCUUGUACAAUAAGAUUUAUAUUGUAUUUGGUAACUUCAAAUCAGUAUAUGAAAUUACAGUUGAUUAUGUACAAUUGAUUCUAUAAUAUUUUGGGAUAAUAGGUUUAUAGAUUAAGGAGAGUACACGCGGGAAAGAAUCUACUUAUAAUUUAAAUUAGAACAAUUGACAGAUAAUACAAACGCUGUCACAUUUUUAUGUAUAAAUGCUUUUAAAUUAACGACUAGACAAUAUUCUGUUUAUUCGCUAUUUGAACCCAACUGAACUAAAUCUAUCAUAUGACGACGUUACUAAAUAUACAAGUUACAGGCCUAACUAUUAAUAAAAUACAUUAUCGGACAAAUAGUGUCCCGAGGGUUGCAGCAAGGAUAGGAUAAUAUUUGUAAUAUUUACGGAAUUGAACAACUUUCUCAAAGAAUGUUAGAACACAAAAUAAGAAUUUUUUGUUUUUUUAAAUAGAAACAGCGUUUUAAAAUAUUUUCAUAUUUCAUUUAAUGGUUAAAUUUUAAUCUGUUAUUUAAUUUUCCUUUAAUGUAUUAGAGUCUAACAUACAAAAUAUAUCAUCAAAGUUUUUAAUAACAGCACUGCAAGCGGUACUAUGGCUGAUAAUAGAGUCGAUUCUGAGGUGUCAUUUUUCUAAGCCUAUCUCUCAUAACCUGUUAAAUUGAUAAUGUCGAAUUUAUUAUUUUAUGGACGAUCGUUAACUUAAUUUAUAAUAAUCUUGACUUAAACUUAGUUCAUAUUGGUCUUAAGAUAAAGGUUUCAAUGUAAUAUCGAAAUUAAAUUUUAAUUUUAGUGAUAGGUUAGAGAAUUUGAAUUUAGAAUCAACUCCUGUCGCGUUCUUGAUUGAAUAAAGAGGUUACAACGUUUGUUCAAUUCUUUUUUUUUAUAUAUAUUUUUUAACAAACAUUGACACACUUGUUUUUAAGAACACUCGCUAUAUAUAAGUACAAUAAAUAAUAAUAAUUUAUCUCAAUUUUUGUUUUUAGAAAUUAAACAUUUUAUAAUAACCACAGUAUUUAUUUACGAUUUUUCUCAAAUGUGAUGUUGUAAAACGGCUCACUACCAUUUCAUUAUAAGUAUACCAGUGUGAUUUUAAAAUGAUGUUUUGUAUGUGUACCAAAUGAUUAUUCCAUUUAUUGCAAUGUAUUAAAAUUUUUUUUUUUAUAAUUAUUAUUGUGAUAUAUUUUGAGAGUUAAGAUGUGGUGUCGCCUAAUGAAAAAAUCAAUAACCGAUAUUAAUUAAUUGGACCGUAGUCUGAGUUCGCUCAACAUGCAUUGUAACUACGUCUUUUAUAUGUUUUUUGUACGGAUGUAGGUUGUACUUGUCAUAAUAAAGUAUAUUAGUCAACAAUAGAUAUUAAUUUUUUGUUCAAAAAAUUAAGUAGUUGAAAUAAACAAACAAAAAUUGUAAGAA
Messenger RNA from Galleria mellonella (greater wax moth), 7875 nucleotides. It is a transcript of the gene alpha-Man-IIb, whose product is annotated as alpha-mannosidase 2. Gene Ontology annotation, biological process: protein deglycosylation; mannose metabolic process; N-glycan processing. Gene Ontology annotation, cellular component: Golgi membrane. NCBI's taxonomy places the organism in Eukaryota, Metazoa, Arthropoda, Insecta, Lepidoptera, Pyralidae. The record is from RefSeq and is a predicted model, not a curated record. Gene Ontology annotation, molecular function: carbohydrate binding; alpha-mannosidase activity. The coding region runs from base 203 to 3604 and encodes 1133 amino acids. The transcript is spliced from 8 exons.